This is a messenger RNA of Phragmites australis (common reed), 3558 nucleotides long. Its product is annotated as alpha,alpha-trehalose-phosphate synthase [UDP-forming] 6-like. Gene Ontology annotation, biological process: trehalose biosynthetic process. The transcript is spliced from 3 exons. The record is from RefSeq and is a predicted model, not a curated record. Gene Ontology annotation, cellular component: cytosol. NCBI's taxonomy places the organism in Eukaryota, Viridiplantae, Streptophyta, Magnoliopsida, Poales, Poaceae. Gene Ontology annotation, molecular function: catalytic activity. The coding region runs from base 745 to 3363 and encodes 872 amino acids.
GACGCGCAGGAGGCCGCGUCUCUGGCAUCGCAGCUUGCAAAGCUCAUCGCCUCAUCCCAUCUCUCUUCUCUCUCCAACUAACAGGUCGGCCUCCGGAAGACCGGAACCCAGCUCUUGCGAUCCUAAAGAGCCACUCGCUCCGCCCCCCGCCCGCCUAGUAGCGUUCGCUCGCUGUCGGCAAUCCGGCAUCUCCCAAAUCUUCUCCCUGGAAAGGGAUUUGCUCCUCCCUGCCCUGUCCGAUCCUUUUCUUGAGCCAUUUCUACUGAGUUCUACUGAGCUGCGAGCUGGGGUGUGGGUGUGUGGGAGAGCAAAUGCUGGUCCAAGAACCUGUCGUCGUCGGCGAGCACGCGGGAUUCUUUUGUCCCGUGGCGGGCUGUCGAGAUAGUGGGCGUCCGAGCUGGAGCACCUGAGAUGUUGCUGCUUGGUCGUUGUGUGGAUUGAUUUUGGCCGAAAGCUGUUGUUUUCUCGGAAAGGGAGGGAGGUUUUCUUUUUGGUUCUUUUGGUAUUUGAUUAUUUCUUGCGGUGAAUCGAUUCCUUGCCUCGCUAAAUCUUGCUGAGAUUUCUCUUCUCCGCCGGAGACUGGUAGAUCCUUUUCCUUCCCGGCCGGGCAUUCCUGCUCUGCUUCUUGGAUCUUCGAAUUCUCCGCCGAAUCCCAAAUCUUUCGAGGUUGUGGUGGAGAUUUCUGUGCAGGGAGAGUGGUAAAGAUCAAAUCUUGGAGGAGGUUGUUUUGAUCCGGCGUGCAGGAUGGUGUCAAGAUCCUACUCCAACCUCCUGGAGCUCGCCUCCGGUGGCAAUGGAGGCGAGCCGCUGCCAUCGCUCGGUCACCGCCGGAUACCGCGUGUGGUGACGGCGUCUGGCAUUGUGCCGGACCUCGACUGCUCCGACGACGACGACGCCUCGGUGGCCUCCGAUCACUCCUCCCACGCUCCGCGGGAGCGCGCCAUCAUCGUCGCCAAUCAGCUCCCUAUCCGCGCCUCCCGGCGCGCCGGGAGCGGAGGCGGGUGGGACUUCUCGUGGGACGAGGACAGCCUGCUGCUGCAGCUCAAGGACAGCCUCCGCGCGCACCACGGCCGCGCGGAUAUGGAGUUCGUCUUCGUCGGUGGCCUCCGCGACGACGUCCCGCCGGCCGACCACGACGAGGUCGCGCACGAGCUCCUCGAGGGCUUCGGGUGCGUCCCCACCUUCCUGCCCGCUGACCUCCGGUCCCGGUUCUACCACGGCUUCUGCAAGCAGCAGCUGUGGCCACUGUUCCAUUACAUGCUGCCACUGUCGCCGGAGCUCGGCGGCCGCUUCGACCGCCUCCUGUGGCAGGCCUACGUGUCCGUCAACAAGAUCUUCGCGGACAAGAUACUAGAGGUGAUCAGCCCGGACGAAGACUUUGUGUGGGUGCACGAUUACCAUCUGAUGGUGCUGCCGACAUUCCUUCGCAAGCGGUUCAACCGGGUGAAGCUCGGGUUCUUCCUCCACAGCCCGUUCCCAUCUUCGGAGAUUUACAAGACCCUGCCUGUGCGCGAGGAGCUGCUCCGAUCCCUGCUAAAUGCCGAUCUAAUUGGGUUCCACACCUUCGAUUAUGCCAGGCAUUUCUUGUCAUGCUGUAGCAGGAUGCUUGGGUUGAAGUACGAGUCGCAGAGGGGCUACAUUACACUGGAGUAUUAUGGACGAACAGUUACUAUCAAGAUAUUGCCAGUAGGAGUUCACUUGGAGCAGUUGCAGUCAGUCCUCAACCUCCCGGAGACUGGAGUCAAGGUCGCCGAGCUUCUCAAGCAGUUCUGUCAUCAGAAUCGACUGCUGUUGCUUGGUGUAGAUGAUAUGGACAUCUUUAAAGGCAUUAGCUUGAAGCUUUUGGCAUUUGAGCAGCUCUUGAUGCAGCAUCCAGAGUGGCGAGGAAGGGUGGUGCUGGUACAGAUUGCCAAUCCGGCAAGGGGGCGCGGAAAGGAUGUGAAGGAGGUACAGGAAGAGAGCUAUGCAAUGGUGAGGCGCAUCAAUGAGGCUUUCGGGCAGCCUGAUUACCAGCCGGUUAUACUGAUCGAUAACCCACUGCAAUUCUAUGAGAGAAUGGCUUACUAUGUUGUUGCUGAGUGCUGUUUGGUUACUGCAGUGAGAGAUGGCAUGAAUCUUAUCCCGUACGAGUACAUAAUUGCUAGACAAGGUAAUGAGAAGAUAGACAGGAUCCUAGGUCUCAGCCUGUCAACAAGGAAGAAGAGCAUGCUUGUUGUGUCGGAGUUCAUUGGCUGUUCCCCCUCUCUAAGCGGUGCUAUUCGGGUGAACCCUUGGAAUAUUGAUUCAGUGACUGAUGCAAUGGACUCUGCGUUGGAGAUGCCUGAAGGGGAGAAGGUGCUGCGACAUGAGAAGCACCACAGAUAUGUGAGCACACAUGAUGUCGGAUACUGGGCAAAUAGCUUCUUGCAAGAUCUUGAGAGGACUUGCCUUGACCAUAACAGGAGGCGUUGCUGGGGCAUAGGAUUUGGGCUAAAGUUCAGGGUUGUAGCCCUUGAUCCAAACUUUAAAAAGCUUGCAGUUGAGCACCUGGUCUCAGCCUACCGGAGGACGACCACACGUAUCAUUCUCCUUGACUAUGAUGGGACGCUGAUGCCUCAGACAUCUUUCGGUAAGAGUCCAAGCUCAAAAACGAUAGACAUGCUGAACAGCCUUUGCAGUGACAAGAACAACAUGGUCUUCCUUGUAAGCACAAAGAGUCGGAUGACUUUAAAUGAGUGGUUCUCGCCAUGUGAGAAUCUCGGACUAGCAGCAGAACAUGGCUACUUCCUCAGGCUGAGAAGAGACACAGAGUGGGAGACACGUGGCCAGGUGAUAGACUGCAGCUGGAAGCAAAUUGCAGAACCUGUGAUGAAGACCUAUACCGAGACGACAGAUGGAUCAACAAUUGAGGACAAGGAGACCGCGAUUGUUUGGAGCUACGAGGAUGCUGAUCCUGAUUUUGGUUCUUGCCAAGCCAAGGAGCUCCAUGACCAUCUGGAGAGUGUUCUUUCAAACGAGCCAGUUUCAGUGAAAGCUGGCAUGAACCAUGUUGAGGUGAAGCCACAGGGCGCAAGCAACGGUCUUGUGGCGAAGUGGAUCCUGUCGACAAUGCAGGAGCGGGGUGACCUGCCGGACUUCAUCCUCUGCAUCGGGGAUGACCGCUCCGACGACGACAUGUUUGAGGUGAUCACCACCGCGGUGAAGGGCCCUUCCCUGAACCCGGAAGCUGAGGUCUUCGCCUGCACCGUCGGCCGCAAGCCCAGCAAGGCUAAGUACUACCUGGACGACACCGCGGACAUCGUGCGCCUGAUCCAGGGCCUUGCCAACGUCUCCGACCAGAUGCACGGUGCGCCCCUUUCUGCCACGGACACGGUACCGAGGUGAACCGUGAUGAUCUGUAUGCCAUUAGCUCUAGGCGGCCCUAAAAAUCCUUUCGGAAUGUGUACAUGCUCUAGGAAUGGAUGAGAGCGGUCGAUCAGCGUGCAUGCGUGUGUUGCUUCUUCGUCGAAUUAUCAGCCGAUGUGUACAUAAACUCUGGCAGAUCAUCAAUCCCGUUAAUUUCUCGUCAAAUUCUUGUCA